UGUCCUCGGGACCAGACCGGCCAGCCGCGUUCACCCGAGAAACCGUUCCUCUUCCCCAGCUUCUUCCUCCCGGUCCCCGCCACCCCGGGGCUCGCGGGUCCGCAGCCCCGUACGUCGCCUCUUUCCCGGCUACGGGACCGGAAGAUGCUGAAGUCCGUGUGGAAUUUUCUAAAACGUCACAAGAAGAAAUGCCUGUUCCUGGGCACAGUCCUCGGAGGAGUAUAUAUCCUUGGGAAAUAUGGACAAAAGAAGAUCAGAGAAAUACAAGAGAGGGAGGCUGCUGAAUAUAUUGCCCAAGCAAGACGACAAUAUCAUUUUGAAAGUAACCAGAGAACUUGCAAUAUGACAGUGCUAUCUAUGCUUCCCACAUUGAGAGAUGCCUUAAUGCAGCAGUUAAAUUCUGAGAAUCUCACAGCUCUUCUAAAGAACAGGCCUACAAACAAAUUAGAAAUAUGGGAGGAUCUGAAGAUAAUAAGUUUCACAAGAAGUAUUGUUGCUGUAUAUAGUACUUGCAUGCUUGUUGUCCUUCUGCGGGUCCAAUUAAAUAUUAUUGGUGGAUACAUAUAUCUGGAUAAUGCAGCAGUUGGCAAAAAUGGCACUACACUUCUUGCUCCCCCUGAAGUCCAACAGCAAUAUUUGUCAAGUAUUCAGCACCUCCUAGGAGAUGGUCUGACCGAGUUGAUUACUGUUGUUAAACAAGCUGUACAGAAAAUUUUGGGAAGUGUUUCCCUUAAACAUUCUUUGUCCCUUUUGGAGCUGGAGCAGAAACUAAAAGAAAUCAGAAAAAUAACUGAACAGCAUACAUCUUCAUCAUGGACUGAUAAGACUGGAUCCAAAUCUCUACUAUGUCAAUAUAUGAUGCCAGAUGAAGAAACUCCAUUAGCAGUUCAGGCUUGUGGUCUCACAGAAGGAGAUAUUACUACUAUUAAACUACUUAAUGAAACAAGAGAUAUGUUGGAAAGUCCAGACUUUAGCACGGUCUUGAACACCUGCUUAAACAGAGGUUUCAGUCGACUUCUGGACAACAUGGCUGAGUUUUUUAGACCUACUGAACAAGAUCUGAAUCAUGGUGACUCCUUGAAUAGUCUCUCCAGCGUCAGCCUGCCAUUAGCUAAGAUAAUUCCAAUAAUAAAUGGACAGAUCCAUUCAGUUUGCAGUGAGACCCCUAGUCACUUUGUUCAGGACCUACUGAUGAUGGAACAAGUGAAAGACUUUGCUGCUAAUGUGUAUGAAGCUUUUAGUACCCCUCAGCAACUGGAGAAGUAAUUCUCUUCUUCAGGAGAAAGCCCAGUGAAGUCCACUUGAGUGGAAAACAUACACACACUGCAUACAGAUCAAGUAUUUAUGGUGCAAUGAUUUGUUACUGAAAUUCCCAUUAGAAUUGUUAAUCAGAAUAUUACUUCUUAAUAUAAUAGAAUUAUUUGGCCUGUUAAAAGUGUUCAUUUGAAAAAAGAAAUCAUCCAACUGCACCAGUUGUUGACCUUUCUGUGUGCUUACACACAGUGGAAAUAUCACAUUUGUAUCCUUUCACCAUUAAUAUCCUUUUUAAAUUGCUCUUAUUAAGAGUUGGGUACACCAUGGUUAUUAGUAUCAAAUCUACUCAACAACUAGUUUAGUUAUUUUUAUAACACGUGAAAUACUGUAUACUUUAAUGUUAAUACCAAGGAAUAUCUGUUCGGGAAAUAAAUGAUGGGCUUGGGGGAAUAGUGGAAUCUAGAAGUUUUGCUAUUUAACACACACACACCCAAAAAAAUUGUGCUGGCUAUAGUAACAGGAAUGGGUCAGACUUUUUUCCCAAGUUAGCAUUGAAAAAAGGUAACUACUCCUCAAAAAAGUGCACUGGUAGAGGACUUUUCUCCUUUAUAUGAAAAUCAGUGAAUUUUAGCUAUUUAUCAGAUAUACCUGACCAAAAUGUUAGGUAUUCUUUAUCAAGCCUUAGAAAAUUAUAUUGAAUUAGAGGUUAAAAUUGUAUUGAUGCUGUUUACCAACAGCUCUUGUUAUUACACAAUGGUUGUGAACUUGUUUGUAAAUAUUCUUAUUCAUUUACUUUGUAUUGAUUUUUGAACUCAUUGAAUGUCUGUAUUGCAAUAAAGUAUUUUAAUGUAAAAUGUGA
Messenger RNA from Dromiciops gliroides (monito del monte), 2113 nucleotides. RefSeq names its product peroxisomal biogenesis factor 3 (gene PEX3). Gene Ontology annotation, biological process: protein import into peroxisome membrane. Gene Ontology annotation, molecular function: protein-macromolecule adaptor activity. The transcript is spliced from 12 exons. Gene Ontology annotation, cellular component: peroxisomal membrane. Bases 145 to 1266 code for a protein of 373 amino acids. The record is from RefSeq and is a predicted model, not a curated record. NCBI's taxonomy places the organism in Eukaryota, Metazoa, Chordata, Mammalia, Microbiotheria, Microbiotheriidae.